Messenger RNA from Caenorhabditis angaria, 1521 nucleotides. The record is from the annotation of a GenBank genome assembly. Lineage: Eukaryota; Metazoa; Nematoda; Chromadorea; Rhabditida; Rhabditidae.
AUGGAUGUUGAUUUGAGCACAGUUAGUCCAUCGAGGCUAUUUGCUAUGUAUACUUCGAAUCUUAUGUGGUCUUUAUUUUUGACUUCAACUGCAUUACACGCAAUCGCUUUGAUCACAAGUCCUGUGUGAGUUUUUUUAAUGGCUAUUCGAAAAAUUGGUAAUUUUUUUUAAACAGUAAGUAACAACUUUUAGAGUCAAGUAUCAAAAUUCAAAUUGUCUCUGAGACGACCUUUUCCAUAAUUGAUUUAGCUCUGAAAAAAUUCCGAUAAUUAGAACCAGGCUGUAAAAAAUAUUUCCCGAAAAGUUUGCAGAAAAAAUAAUUGAACACAUUAUAACAUAACUGGAAACUCUGAAUUUCGGAAAUUCACCUGGGAAAAUUAUAGUAUUUUUUCUUAGGUGUGCACUUUAUGUAAAAACAAAUUUUUAAUUUUUUGUGCGAGUCUUACAACUCUUGAACUAAUUUUCCCAGAAAUCUUUUGAAAACUCAGAUACUGUUUUUUUUUAAAUUAAAACAUUUCACCUGAUGUUCUUCAAAAAACUCGAAUACAUAUUUCGUCGAUAGAUCGUGUCAAAUGAUUUUUUCGAAAAAUAUGUGUAGGCUAUAAAAACUUGGCAGCUUGUUUUCGAAUAAGUUCUUUGUUUUUCAGACAAGCAGUUUACAAAUGGAUUCGAAGACAAAGCAGUGAUAGUGACACACCUAUUCCAUAUAUUUGUGCAGUUAUUGGGUUAGUUACUACAGUAAUCUUGUCAAUAUUCCUUGAAUGUUUAGAUCAUCAUUAUGGUUACGGUAUUCGAUAUUUUUGCAAGACACAAAACUGAUCCUUUUGCAAACUUAUGCUGUUUCGAUGCAAUCGUUUUUUGUGUUUGCUUUGAUAUUUUUCAGAUCUAAAAAGGUUGGCUAUUUUUUCUUUUUUAAAAUAUUCCAAAAAUUUUCAGAGAAAACUUCUUCGAAUAGUUUCAACAAUUGGAGCUGUAAUGUUUCUUUUAUUUUUAUACAUUGGAAAUAUGAACGAGGAAGAUGGAAAAGAAGUAAGUCUGCGUCUCUUCCUCUCCCAUACUUACUCUUUCAUUUUUCUCUAGUUCACUGGACGCUUUGCAUCUGGCGCACAAAUUGCUGGUUCUCUCGUCUGCCCCUAUCUUAUUGUGAGUGUUUUGUCUACACUAUCGAGAAGUGUUCUCUCGUGUGGGGGUAUAGCUCAGGGGUAGAGCGCUCGCUUCGCAUGUGAGAAGUCUGGGGUUCAAUUCCCCAUACCUCCAAAUCUCUUUUUAUUUUUUUUUUAGUACAAGGCAGUUUCUUCGAAAUGUAUUGAUUUUGUGCCAUUGGCCCCAGUUGUUUUCACAUGGGUUAUGGAAUUUCACGCAAUUGUUUAUAGUAUUGGAAUUGAUGAUUUUUAUAUGCUUUUGGCAAACACGAUUUUUUUCUGCAUGGAUGGAUCACUUUUAUCGAUGUUCUUCAUUUAUCCAACGGAAAAACUCAAAAAAGAAUUGAAAUCGCCAAUUCCUACAAUAACAACGAUGUAA